This is a messenger RNA of Selaginella moellendorffii, 3612 nucleotides long. RefSeq names its product nuclear pore complex protein DDB_G0274915-like. Gene Ontology annotation, biological process: nuclear membrane organization. Bases 135 to 3326 code for a protein of 1063 amino acids. The transcript has 6 exons. Gene Ontology annotation, cellular component: nuclear envelope. NCBI's taxonomy places the organism in Eukaryota, Viridiplantae, Streptophyta, Lycopodiopsida, Selaginellales, Selaginellaceae. The record is from RefSeq and is a predicted model, not a curated record.
UUUCUCAAUGGCCGUACGGGCCACAGGCAUGGCCGCCACUGGCAUUUGUGGACCACAGGGCGGCUGAGAGAGAAACCCUAGUUGUAGAGCUUUCCUCGCGCAGGCGCGCGCUAGGGCAGCCUAGGGUUUUGGGAAUGGCAGGGCCCCUGCAAGGUCCAGCAGCAGGAUCGCUGGAUCGGACUCCCUACGGCACAGGUCGCGGCGCUGCUGCUGGAGGGAAGAUCAGGUCGGCGCGGCACCACCAGAAUUUCAAUCAGGAUCAUCAGGUCUCCAAGCCCGGGGGAGUGAGGAGAGGGCCGUAUGACAGGCCCGUAGGGCGGAAUCCUCCGCAGCCGGCGGCUCGGCGAGGUGCUUGGAUUGGAUCCAGGAUUCUCAGCGGCGCUUCGUCCUUCUUGUCUUCCCUCUUCCGCCGGGACGGCGACGAGACGCUUGCGCUGCCGGCGCCGCCACCGCCGCAAUCUUAUCAGGAGGGUUUAGUGAAUCACGAUGUGAAUUUUGGGGGCUCGGGAGACCAGAUUGAGGAUUUGCUCAAGGACCGGAUUUUUACAAGGGAGCAAUGUGACCGCUUUAUCAAGGUUUUGCAGUCCAAGCUCCAGCCCACUAUUCCUAAUGGUCUUGUUGGUGAUCGAGAUCAGCGCUACCCAGAGGAUGAGCUGGAAAGAGAACGGGAGAAUGAAGGGGAACGAGAUCGACUUGCGCAAAGGAACAUGGACCAUCAUGAAGACAGUGGGUCUUCGCCUGUUGACAUCGCCAAGGCUUACAUGGAUAAGCGUUUGUCACCUGUUCCUGCGUCUGUAUUUCCUAUUAGAACUUUGGACUAUGAGCGUACACAUGAAGAGUACCGAGCUACUACUCCUCGAGUGGCUCCGACACCGCUUUCUCAUAUCAGAAUAGCUACGCCGGGGCAUACACCAUAUGUAAGACUGCCCAAACAACGCCCAAACAACGUGCGUGCGACUCCAUAUCCUGUGGAGAAAAAGAGACGUGUGGACGAUGAGCUAGAAUACACUGGGCGUCGUACAAAGUUGAAAAUGACUCCAGCAAAUGGCCCGCCUGUUUCGCUACUGCCGAGCGCGUCCAACGGAGGCUUCGCUGGUAGUUAUUCCGAUCGAAUGAAAAAUCUUCAAAGAAAGAGAUGGGAGAAACGGAGUAAAGAAGAUUCUGCAGCGGCCGUGCCAAUGCAAUCGUCAGAAACAGCCAGGAGAAUUCUUGAGACACUCGAAAUCUUGACACCGCCGAAGGUCAUGUCUCUAGAGGAAGAACUUGCUGUCGUCAGGGAGAAGCGGCCAAAGGAACUAUCACCUUCGAUGAUGAGCGAGCAGGCACGAAAAACUGAGCUGACUUUGGAAUGCCCGCUUUCCGACGCUUUACAAGAUCAUUCUCCCAGCCACCGUGCUACUGAAACUGGAGAGCCAUCGUCAUCAGCAGCCCCAGUAACAACGUCGGCUGAGCCAGCUGAAAACGAUGCUAAGGGUAAAGCGGUUACGACGUCACCCGAGCUAAGUUCUCGUCCGUGGUCGCCUGUCUCGGCACAAAUGACCAAAGGAUUUCGUAUGAAUGCCGCUAUGGAGGAGUCCAAUUCUGAUGAUGAGGUCCAACCGAUAGCAACCCCAGCAGUGUCUACACCCUCCGAAACAAAAACAACACAACUUUUUGCAUCUCCAAGCUCUGUAGCUGACAGUAAGCCAUCUUCUCCGCCUUUGGCCACUCUUACUGUACCGGCGGCCGAAAGCAAGAGUAUGUUUGCAUUUUCUACCGCGCCAGCGGCAGAGAAGAAAGCAACUUUUGAGGUGCAGAAUACUCAGACGUCGUCGCUUUUAUUUACAACUUCUCCAGCAACCAGUACGGCUGCAGAAACGAAGUCAACUCAACUAUUUGGAUUUGCAACUGACAGUAAACCAGCAUUUGCGCUUGCAGCAACUUCUACUGUUGCAGCGACCGAAGGCAAGGCUACUGUUGCGUUUCCUAGCACAGCAGUGGCAGAGAAGAAGCUAUUCGCUGGGUUCGAGAGUUCUCAUUCGACAGCACCUUCAUUCACAGCUGCAAGUAAAUCGGGUCCUCUAUUUAUGGCAACGACAGAGACAAAAUCAACUCAACCAUUUGGAUCUUCGAAUGACAGUGGGACACUGUUUGCAUUUGGCGCAGCUUCUACUGCACCGGUGGCUGAGAGCAGAGGUGCCUUUGGAUUCUCUAGCGUUCCAGUGGUGGAGAAGAAAUCAGCGUCCGAGUUUCCGACGCAGGAGAUUAAAUCAUUUACCACUCCUUCAGCUGUCAGUAAAGCCGUCGAAACGAAAUCAACUCCGCUUUUCGCAUCGUCAAGCUCUGCAACGGACUUUACUCCUUCCACAACCACUCCUGCAAUGCCGGCAGCUGAAAGCAAGGCUACUUUCGCAUUCUCGAGCGCUCCAGUGGCGGAGAACAAAGCGAGCUUCGAGUUUUUGGCCUCUCAGACAUCAGAGACAAAGCCGGCUUUUUCAUUCAUCGCCACUCCAGCAUCAGCUACAGGUAAACCGGCGUUUGCACCCGUCCCGGCAGCUGAAAGCAAGCCGGCCUUUUCAUUUACGAACGCGCCACCAGCGGAAAAGAAGGCAGGCUUUGAGUUUGGAGGCGUAACAGCGCCGGCAUCUUUCACCUUUGGUUCCAACACAAACACCAGCCCGAGUAUCUUCGGCAUAGCUUCCUCAGCACCUUCUCCCACCACAGGCACGAGCUCUGCCUUGGGAACCGGGGACAUGGAACAGGACAUGGCCGAAGAGCCCGCGAGUGCUGUCCAGACGUCGCAGCCUGUAGCGUUCGGCAACACUCCGGUCCCGGCGGCUCAACCGUUCGUGUUUGGAAGUCCACCAGCACUGCCAACGUUUGGAGCGGCGUCGGCUCCCGACUUUGGUGCUCAGCAGACAUCGGCACCGGCAUUUGGAGGCUUUGGAUCGCAGCCAUUUAGUUCUCAGUCUUCACCUUUCGGAGCUGCGGCUACUUCCGGCAGUGCUACCACCCCAGCGUCGGUUCAACCCUUCGUGUUUGGAAGCUCUCCGCCAGCACCAGCGUUUGGAGCGGCGUCAGCGCCUAGCUUUGGUGGUGGCAGUCCGCAAGCCAACCCGUUUGCGUCGCAGCCGCCGUUUGGUUCUCAGCCUUCGAUCUUCGGCGCCCAGCAACCGGGGGCUGGAGCUACCCCGGCCGCUCCGGUGUUUGGAUCUCAACCAGCAGGGGCGAAUCCAUUCAGUGGCUUUAGCGGAUUUACAGUGGGAGCAGGGAAUGCAGAUGGCGAGCAGCGGACGAGGAAGCUUUUCAAGGCGAAGAGGACGGGUGCUUCGAAGAGGGGGAAGUGAGAGGAAGAGGAACAGGAAAUGGUGGUGGUGGCGGUGGCGGUGGCGACGGUGGCAGUGAUUCUGGCUGGAGCUUAACAGGGAAGAAGAGAGGACGCUGGUUUUUCAGGCAGGACUGACUCUUGAUCGAUCGAGCUAGCGAAGUUCCAGCGAAGAAAACUCUCUCGAUCGUUCGAGCUAGCGAAAAUCCGGAGAGAGAGCUAUUUUGCAGAGGUUGUCAUGUUGAUUGGAAAGUAAGCUAUAGUUUUUUUAAAUGAGAAUGGAUGGAUCCGCUAUGAUUUUCUUGGCC